Epinephelus lanceolatus (giant grouper) is the source of this 2351-nucleotide messenger RNA. RefSeq lists its product as uncharacterized. Gene Ontology annotation, biological process: positive regulation of T cell proliferation; cellular response to lipopolysaccharide; immune response. The record is from RefSeq and is a predicted model, not a curated record. Lineage: Eukaryota; Metazoa; Chordata; Actinopteri; Perciformes; Serranidae. Gene Ontology annotation, cellular component: external side of plasma membrane.
CCCAUUGAAGUCUGUUGUCGUCGGGUUGGGGGCGAUGGGGUGGACGAGAUUAAUGAAAUAAAGAAAAAAGGCGACAUCCAGAAACCAUCACUCUUGAGCCCCUCCCAGUCCAUGAUUUGCGGAUUCAAGGCUUGACAAAGAGACCGACCAUUCAGGAUGAAAGUAAUCAGCGCUGCAGCUCUUGGCGCCCUGUUCUGCACCAUUGUGUCAGCAUCUUUGAAAGUCAAAGAGGAACACAGGACAGCCUUCUUUGGGGAGGACAUUCACAUCGACAUCCUGCCUGGGAACGUUAGUGAGGUUGUGUUCAAACCCAGAACCAAUCACUCUGCUGAGGUGGUUCUGCUGCGAGCAGGCCAGGUGGUGAGUCCACGGGGCCGUCUUACCACUCUAGGCCACCUGGUGGUGGAGGACGUGCAGGAGGAGGACGAGGGGGUGUAUAUCACCAGGAACAUCAACCAUCCCAACACAGUCAAGCACCUCAGCCUCAUUGUCAGGGACUGCGCUUUGGAGCAAGUGGUGAAAUACGGAGAAACUUACUACAUCCAUCUCAACCAUGUGGAAUGCCCCAUCACACUGGAGUUCAGGCCUAGUCUGGUUCAGCCCAAUCAGACUGAGAUACAUCAUGCAACAGAGCCUCCACCUGUGAUGCUGUAUAACAAGACAGAAGUUCUGGCAGAAGAAUAUGUGGGACGUCUCAGCGUGUCAGAAAAACGGGUGACACUGCACUCGGUCAGGAUGACGGACGAGGGGAGCUUUACAGUGCUGGACCUUGAGGGCAAAAUCAGGAGGAGGAACUGUCUGAAUGUCAGAGAGCACCAGAACUUCAUCCACCUCUCCAACAGAGAAAAUCUGAAGAUGAAACUCUAUGUGGACCAUUCCAAUCUUAACAUCGUCUACAGGCCCAAAUCAGAUAAUCAGGACCGGGUCAUCCUGAACCAGGGGGUCCUGGUGACACCGCUGGACCCUCAGCUGGAGGGCAGGUUGAGUGUGGAGGGAUCAGAGCUCAUCAUGAAAAAGGUCCACCUGUCCGACAUGGGCGUCUUCAUUGUGACAGACCGGGCUGGGUUUCCUGUGGCUCAUGUCUACUUAGAGGUUGAUGCCUACAGGCUGCCUCCUCUGACUGUAGCCAUCCUCUCCCUGCUGAGCGUGAUCGCCUUCAUGCUGCUGGUGUGCCUGCUGUCCUGCCUCUAUAGAGUGCACAAGAGGAACGAGAAGAACAAGAAGCUGACGCUCCUUGCUCAACAGGCUGGCAAGGGAGACGGCGAGGCUUUCAGACAGGUGGUCCAUGAGGCUUACACCAGGUUCACUGAGGAAUCUCUGAUGCAGUCUGUGUGUGAGAAGCCAUCAGAGAGCACAGAGGUCACCAUAAAGGGCCUUGAGGUCUCCAAACCAGGUCGCUACCAUACUCUCUCCUCAGACAAUUUCCUGGAGAUGAGCGACUCUGGGGUGGAGUUCACUAGCUCUGGCCUUCCACUGGACAGCGACACUGAUGCUGCGAUGACCUACGCCUCCCACAAGCCUCUCCUGAAUGCCGUCUCUCCUACAGCCGUGACUGAAGAAGUUCACUCCGACAGCCAGGAGGCCACAGCGGUUCCCCAAGGCGACCUCAGCGCCAGCCGGACCCCUGACUCCGCCGUGAGUGCCAGCCCUGCCUCUAAUCCUCGCUCACUUGCAGCCGCCACCCCUGACGGCAGCCUGCAUGGUGCUGCAUCGCCAGGAGCGGCCUCCAGGGGCACCGCUGGGUCAGAUUCAGCCAAGACAGAGGGAGGGGCUCAGAGUGAGGAAGCUGGGCAGACGGAGGAAUCAGCUCUGAGCACCUGAGCGGAUCCACCAGGGUGUAUUUUUUUUAGCUCACAGUCCUAAUACAGUAAUGACAUCCACAACAAUCUGGCUCUGUUGAUCAUAUCCAAACACCACCAAGUCCUUCAUUGAAACAACAUCACAGACAAAAUACUCAUGCUUGGAAUCAGAUGUCAGUUUGCCUAAAAGAGAAUAAUAAAACGGCAGUUACACAAAAUGCACAAUACAACAUUUAAUGCACUGAGCACUGGAAAAAUUAGAUGCAAAAGAGAAACCCCAAGCUGUAUCAAAAGAACAAAGCCAAAUCUGUGCAUAUGGAAAAUGCAUGCAUUUAAAUGAAACAUUAAAGUAGAUAUUAUAGUUCAGCUCUACAGGAAAAUGCUGACAUUAGAGUAGACUGACUGCAUGCGAGCUUCAAUGGGCUGAGGACACACAAGCUCAAAAAGAAGUUACAGUAAUGUGAAAAGGGUAAAACACUCUCAGCACUUUCAGGAAAACACUGAAAUGGGAUCAAAUAAUUUCACCUCCUGUCGAAAGGUUGUCAAAAAAAA